Paramecium tetraurelia is the source of this 1110-nucleotide messenger RNA. RefSeq lists its product as uncharacterized. Gene Ontology annotation, biological process: intracellular signal transduction; peptidyl-serine phosphorylation. The transcript has 9 exons. Gene Ontology annotation, molecular function: ATP binding; protein serine/threonine kinase activity. NCBI's taxonomy places the organism in Eukaryota, Ciliophora, Oligohymenophorea, Peniculida, Parameciidae. The record is from RefSeq and is a predicted model, not a curated record.
AUGGGAAAUUGCACACUAAAAUCAACAGAGUCAGAAGAUUAAACAGUGAUCUCCAUCUCCAAUUUCACACAGAAGAGUGUUAUAGGCAAGGGAGGUUUUGGAAAGGUCUGGAUGGUGGAGAACAAAAAGUCAAAAAGUUUGUAUGCUAUGAAAAUAAUGUCAAAAGCUAAGAUCAUUGCAAAGAAAAGUGUUUAAUCAGUAAUGAAUGAAUUAUAAUUACUUAGUUAAUUGAAACACAAUUUCAUUAUUAAUAUGUAAGCAGCAUUCCAGGAUCGAGACAAUCUCUAUCUCGUCAUGGAUUUACUAACAGGCGGAGAUCUGAGAUACCAUCUAUGUAAAUAGAGGAAAUUCACAGAGGAGCAAACGAAAUUCUUCGUGGUUUGUAUAAUCCUCUCAUUGGAAUAUCUUCAUGUGAAUGGGAUUCUCCAUCGAGAUGUCAAACCUGAAAAUUUAGUCUUUGAUGAUAAAGGGUAUUUAAAAUUGACUGAUAUGGGAAUUGCUCGUUAAUGGAAACCUGAAAAUGCAUAAGACACUAGUGGCACACCUGGAUACAUGGCUCCAGAAGUGAUGUGCAGAUAAAAUCAUGGUGUAGGAGUCGAUUAUUAUGCCCUUGGAGUUAUUGUUUAUGAAUGCAUCAUGGGAAAAAGACCAUAUGUAGGCAAAAGUAGAUAAGAAAUUAGGGAUCAAGUCAUAGCAAAAUAAGUCCAAAUCAAAAAUAAUGACAUCCCCACUGGAUGGUCAUUGGAGGCAGUAGAUUUUGCUAAUAAACUCAUAUAAAGAAAACCGGCUAAUAGAUUAGGAGUGAAUGGCCCUGAUGAAGUUAAGGCCCAUUAAUGGUUCAAGGAUUAUGCGUGGGAUAAGUUGUUAGACAGAUAAAUAACUGCCCCAUAUAUUCCCAGGGAUGAUGAAAUGAUUUAAAUAGCAAGUGAAAAUCGUAGAGAUUCUGCCAAUGAAAUCGACCCAGAAAGCGUAUUAAGUUUAAGAAGGAACUCGAUCUAAGCUUAAUUUGGAGGGUAUACUUUCAAUGGAAGCAAUAAUAAUAAUAAUAAUGCUAAGCCUCAAUCCACUAAUGUUAGUGUCCCAGCAAUAUUGUCAACAAAGGCUAAUUGA